This is a messenger RNA of Bombus pascuorum, 2789 nucleotides long. RefSeq names its product meteorin-like protein (gene Metrn). Gene Ontology annotation, molecular function: hormone activity. The transcript has 3 exons. NCBI's taxonomy places the organism in Eukaryota, Metazoa, Arthropoda, Insecta, Hymenoptera, Apidae. Bases 924 to 1925 code for a protein of 333 amino acids. The record is from RefSeq and is a predicted model, not a curated record.
CCAACCAGAGAGAGGAGAGAAGGGUGAGAGUCAACAGACGAAGCGAGUCGAGGUAAAACGAGUCGACUCGAGUCGAAGUGGACUCUAACGAGCAUGGUAAAGAACGUCAGGCUAGAGAGAAAGUGAGUGAGCGUGCGUGCGUGCGAGCAAGCGAGCGCGCAACCAAACGAUAUAGUUCGAAAUAGUUGUGCACAAGUUGUGUAAACGGUGUUGGCACGCGUAGCUGAUCAAACCGAUCGAGAUUUGCGUGUGCUUUAACUUCAUCGUACUAUAACAUCGCCUUGUGAUCAAACCUUUCUACUUUCAACGCAUUCAACGGUAACAAGCAUGAUCCUUAGAAUUUCCUCCGUCUUGUUCCUCGUGCGUACACCAUUACACGAUCGUUCGACGAAGAAUACGCAGUGCAGAAACCAGAGCAAGUAGUUUACACCAGUGAGCGCAAUCUAAGGACAUUCGUGAUUUAUUUUGUCUUUGAAUUCUUUAACGCUAGACUAUUACUACAUCGUUAUGCCAUUCGCAUUUCUAAUAACGAUGGUUAAUCUGAAAUCAAAUAUCGUGUUUUCCUGUAACAGCAACGAAAUUAUAUUAGAAGAGUGAAAUAUCAAUAUUUCGAAGAAAGAAGAACUUUACUGUCGAAUACUUGUACACGCAUUCGUGUACAAUUUUUUUGCUAGCACAGCACCAAUUUUCUUUAUCUAGUGUACAUACAUAUGUGUAAGGAAACGUAUAUAUAUACAUGAAUGUUUUCCCUGUAAAAUUGUAAAAAAUCAUAACCAACGAUGUUGAAAACGUAUACUACCACUGUUAUUACUACGAGUUAAAUCGAAUUUGGAAUUUAAGAAACAUCGGAUUGGGAAGAUUUCCUCUUGCAGAAAUGCAAAUUCUAAUUGAAAUUUAGUCGAAACGAUACGGAAUCACGAAAAAUGAGACUGCUCACAUUUAUGGCCUGUUCGGUGCUUUUACUGUCUUUACUGCUACUCAUUAGCAUCGUGUCAUCGGCCCCUUCCUAUGAACAUGUUGCCCUUCAGGCUGCCGACCAAUGUGAUUGGAUUGGAAGCGGAGGUGGAGGCCGAGGUGUUCGACCAGUAUAUUUGCGAUGUUCCAGAGGAACGGUACUUUGGCGGUAUCCACGAGGAGCUUUACGAGUUGUUCUCUCGCCCCCUGUUUUAGCUGGAUUCGUAUCGAAAGUAAAUUACGGAAUGAAUCACGGAAAAAGCAACGUCAAUAAGAAAAACGACAGCUAUUGGAACGACAACGAUGACCCGUUUCAGUUAUCUGGUUUCCGUACUUGUACCAAGAUUUCAGGUCCAGUACGAGUAUAUCUGGAAACUCAUGGCAAACUUCGGUCAAUAUACUCGCCGAGGGACGGCAAAGAUAUAGCUUCACAUAGAUGUUUUCAUGCGAAAAAACAACCUGCAGCACUUUACAUAGAAGCGGAAGAAUUUAUGUCGGGUGAACUUCACAAUGCGAGAUUACAAUAUGAUUUAGAAGUACGGUACGUCGACAUUCGACAAGGAGUAUCGCAACGAUUUAAUGAUGAGGAAGAAGACUGUAGACCGUGCACUAUGGACGAACUAGCUAAGGCGUAUUGUCAAAGCGAUUUCAUAGCCAGAGGUACCGUAAGUGCUGUCCAGAAACGACCAAAUUUAGAAGCUGCCGAACUCGUCCUUAGAGUAACAAAAAUUUUACGUCGGAUCGAAGAGAAUGAGAGUAACAACGAUGCAGAUCCUAUCGAUUCCCAUGACCGUAAAAAUGUUCGUGUAAGGGUGCCAACUGCCUGUGAUGCACGUCAUGGCCAAGGAGAAUUUGUGAUAAUGGCUAAACGAAGACUCGGUGAUCUUGUUCUGGUCUGUGCACCGAGAAUAGAAACUUGGGCAAAAACAGUCCGCGAAUUGGAAACUGCACCGUGUGUUCUUCAAAGUUAGCACACCCAAGUUCCAAGAAUCACCUGUAAAUAAUUUAUUUUCCUAUUCUGCGUUGUAUGAAUAUCGAUCUCUAAACUGUGAUAUUGUUUUGUGGAAAUUUUAUCGUGAGAAAUACAUGACUCUUUAGCAAUAUAACUAACAAUUUCCAUCUAUCUCUGUUAUGAUUAUGCAUCCCGAAUUUUAACCGAGCAGUAGCAAUUAUCUGAACGUGUGUUUGGAAUUUUAAUCUAAUCAAUCGCCAAUCGUCAAUUUAGAAAUUUAAACGAUUAUGAAUACACUUCUAAUUCUUAUUUGUUUCAUAUAUUUAUACAAGAUUAAAAUUUUAAUCUAUAUGAGUUCACUUGCAUUACACAUUGAAACAUUAAUUUAACAGUCACAUUGUGAUAUGUACACAUACGAAAUAUUAGUAUAUCGCAGUGUAGAAAUAAUUUACAAUUAUUAUGCUAUGUUCGAAACUGAUAAAUAUGCGCGUUCGGUUUAUUUCAUAUUUCGCAAUUCUGACUGUGAAGUGAUCAAUUUACAAUCCUAUAUUAUAGUAAUGUUUAUAAAUAAUAAACAAAUUACUCUAUCGUUAGAUUUAUAUUGAGUUAUAUUACUUCUCAAUCAUCGAUAUCAUUGAUGCAAAAAUAAUCAUUGAUGUCGUUGAGACACUGUUGUUAUUAUUAAUAUUAAUAUUAUUAUUAUUAUUAUUAUUAUCACAAAUGAUACGUAUUAAGCCCUUUUUGUUUUACACGAUGUAAGCUUUACACAUUGCGAAAGCGAAGGAAUAACACGAUACAUGGUCCCAAAGAAACGAUCAAAAAUUUACAUAUUGGAAAGUUAUGUAAAAUUAAAAAAUUACGAAUCAAUAUUUUCAUAUGGUGU